This is a messenger RNA of Nicotiana attenuata, 1153 nucleotides long. RefSeq lists its product as uncharacterized. Bases 381 to 950 code for a protein of 189 amino acids. The record is from RefSeq and is a predicted model, not a curated record. NCBI's taxonomy places the organism in Eukaryota, Viridiplantae, Streptophyta, Magnoliopsida, Solanales, Solanaceae. The transcript is spliced from 2 exons.
AUUUAAUUAGCUUCUUUCUGUCUCCUAUAAAAUCUUCAACACAAAUUUAGACUUUUUAAUUUAUCCUAACAUAAGCAUUAUCUAUAUAUUUCACCACCUUUGAAACGUUGCAGCAAAGAAAUAAAGAAUAUUUCCAAGAACAACUCAAGUAUUAAUACAGAGAGAUGAAGAUGGUUUGGUCUCCUGAAAAAGCAUCUAAAGCUUAUCUCGAUACUGUCAAAUCAGUAAGUCCAUCAUUUCUAUUUUUGUUCGCCAAAUAUCUAUGAAGCGAAGAAGAGCCUUGGCGUAACGGUAAAAGUUCAAGCCGAGGAAACAGCUUCUUGCAAAAAUGCAAGUGCGAGUUACUUCAAGAAUCCAAUGUAGAAGAAUUAGUCUCAGCAAUGGCAGCGGGAUGGGAUGCACAAAUGAUCGUAGAGACAUGGUCACGACGUGGGGACGACGUUACGUCAACCAGUAUCGGCCUCUCUAUAGCCAGCAAAUACACAGGUGGCAAACAUAUUUGCAUAGUGCCCGACGAAGAUUCAAGAAUUGAGUACAUAUUAUCAAUGGAAAAAACCACCGGAAUGUCGCCGGAAGUUGUCGUUGGGGAGCCGGAGGAAGCAAUGGAGAAUUUAGUAGGAAUAGAUUUUUUGGUAGUAAAUUGUGAAAAAAAUGACUUUUCAAGAAUAUUGAAGGUGGCUAAGUUAAGCCAUAGGGGUGCAGUUUUGGUAUGUAAAAAUGUGAAUUCAAGAAUUGUUUCAGAUUUUAGAUGGAGAAGUGUACUUGACGGAAAAUCAAGAAUUGUACGAUCGGUUUUUUUGCCGGUCGGGAAGGGAUUGGAUAUUGCUCAUGUGGGGGAUGCCGGCUCCGGCACCGGCAAAGGGAAGCGUGGUACCGGCGGGAUGAUGGAGAAGAAAUGGAUUAGAAGGUUUGAUAGAGAAUCCGGUGAGGAGUUUGUGAUCCGAAAGUAAAAUGCUUUUGCUUUUGUUUCGGACAAAGAAGAGGAGUCUUGGAGAAACAUUGCAUUGUCUGCGGACCCCAAAUUGUUCUUGUUUUUUCUUGUCUUUCUUUUUCAUUUCUUUUAUUAUUGUUUUUACUUUUUGGGCAUUUUUGGGUGAUGUACAAAUAUCAUACAAAGUUGACAAUAGAUCUGUGGUUUACCAGUAUUGGUUUA